AAGGAUUACUUACUAUGGGUUAGGUGCUACGUAUUGGGUUGUACCAGUAAUACAUCAAUUUGUUUAAAUGAAAUAUCUAUAUGGAAAUAGACAUUUCAAUUCAACACAUAAGCAAAUCUACCAUCGAUGUCGCAACUCAGUACUAUCGAAUAAUUAUGAAUCAAAGUGACCGAAUCAAUCGCGAUUGACACAACUUUACUAUGGGUAACCAAGGAGCGAUUUCUUGAAUCUCGCAGAGGACAUGCCCUGUUCGAGAUUCCAGAAAUGUCUCCCUGGUAACCCAUAGAUAAUAACUUUUGAUCUUACCGAUUGACACCUCUAACUAGACAUUUUUUGCUUUUUGAGUGCUUGAGUUUUGGACACUUUGGAAUUCUCCGUUUUUCUACAAAUUAUCAAAUAACCAAAUCUGAUUUUAGACCGUGACCACACAAUAGAUAGUCUCUUAUUUGGUGUCGUGUAUUUUAUGUGCUAUUUUAUGGUGUCGUCGGAUAACUAUCACCUGACUGUGGAAAACAUCCCCUAAAUUUUGUGACUGACUGUCACUGUCAGACGUUUUGCGUCAUCCGAUUUUUGAAUUGGGUAACAAAUUUGAUCAACAUCUUAAUUUGAAUUUAUCACAACUUUUUGGUGAGCGCAAAUUAACGAAUGGAAAUGAACUCCAGAUCAAAGUCUAAUCCAUGGAUUAAAAAUAACUCCUCACAAAGCAACAGAAAAAUUCCAAAAAAUGUGUUUGAUCCAGGUCCCAAACCAUUAUUAAAAGCUUCAGAAAGAAAAUUUAAGGAAGCACAUCAGAAAUUUCAAGAUUCUGUGCAAAAGCAUUUAAAGGACUAUGACUCUUCUUCAGAAGAGGAAUAUGUAGACCCCACAGAUGUUAUUGAUGUGAUUUUAAAAAAUUAUAGGCAAGGAAGAGGAAGCAAUGAUCAAGUAACCAAAACUGAAACAUUUAUUGAAGAGGCAUUUUUAUCAGGAACACACACUUGUUUGAUUUGCAUCUCUAGAAUUAAACGAGAUGAUGAAAUAUGGAGUUGUUCCAAUUGUUAUGGCUCAUUUCACUUGUUAUGCAUCCAGAGAUGGUCAAAAGAUACCAUAACUCAACAAAAGCAAUCAUUAGAAGAGCAAUCGUUUUCCCACAGAAAGCCUCUGUCUUGGUGUUGUCCGAAAUGUCGAUUUGAAUAUGAACCAGAGAAUAUUCCAUCACAAUAUUUAUGCUUUUGCGGAAAAAUCCAGAAACCAAAGUAUGAUCCAUUUUUAAUUCCUCAUUCAUGCGGGGCAAUUUGCAAGAAAGGUUUGGUCCCCACUUGUGGACAUAAAUGUCUGUUGCUUUGUCAUCCAGGGCCCUGUCCCCCAUGCCCAGUAACUGUCAGUGUCUCUUGCUUUUGUGGCUCCCAACCACCAGUGACCCAACGUUGUAGUCACAAAGGUUGGUCCUGUGGUAAUCGAUGCGAUAAAACGUUGUCAUGCGGCAAACACAACUGCCCUGAGCUAUGUCACCCAGGCGAGUGUAAACCUUGUUCGAAAAAAAGCAUUCAGAAAUGCAUGUGUCAGUCACAGCAGAAGCUAAGAGAUUGCGCAUCACCUGUCUGGCAAUGUGACAAGAUCUGUGGUAAACUAUUGGACUGUGGUAAUCACAGGUGCCAAGAAGUUUGCCAUGGGGGGGUGUGCGAAUCUUGUGCUCUGAGCAAACCUAGAACCUGCCCCUGUGGAAAAGAAAAAUAUAUAUUGCCGUGCACUGACGAAACACCCACUUGCAAAGACACGUGUGGUAAAUUGUUGGAAUGCGGCAUUCAUUUUUGUAACCAAAGGUGUCACAAAGAAAAAUGUGGAUUGUGUUUGGAGACGGUUAUAAAAGCUUGCAGAUGCGGUCAGUACUCCAAAGAGAUACAGUGCAGCAAGCAGUACUUGUGUGAUACAAAGUGCAAGAGGAUAAGGGAUUGUAAUAAACAUCCGUGCAAUAGAAAAUGCUGUGACGGUAAUUGCCCGCCAUGCGAAAAAGUUUGCGGGCACACUUUGCAGUGUGGGAAUCACAAGUGCGCCUCGGUUUGUCACCGGGGCCUAUGCUAUCCGUGUCAGCAAACCAACAUAGUGACUUGCAGAUGUGGUGCUACGAAAAUCACGGUGCCUUGUGGCAAAAAACACAAAACCAAACCUCCAAGAUGUUCGAAAUUGUGCCUAAUUCCACCGGAUUGUCACCACGAAACUCGGGAAAGCCACAGGUGUCAUUUCGGCGAUUGUCCCGCUUGUAAGCAAGUAUGUAAUAAACGAAGGAGUACCUGCGAGCAUCUCUGUUUAGCACAGUGUCAUUCUGCAGUGCUAGUCAAGUUGGAAACUGAGAGAGCUUCGAUGCCUUGGGAACAAAGUAAACCACAAUUGGAAAAGCGAGAACUGCAGUGUCCGGACUGUAUUGUUCCGGUUAUGGUGACAUGUUUAGGAGAACAUGAAACAUCCAGCUGGCCAUGCCAUUUGGCGAAACCCUCUUGUUGCGGUCGUCCCUGUGGCAGAAUGUUAGCGUGCAGUAACCACUUCUGCUCGGUACCUUGUCACGUUGUCGACAGUGUUGAAGACAACAAAGUUAAGGCAGGAACCAAUUGUGAAAAGUGCGAAAAUCCUUGUAUGAAAGCUAGACCUGACGGAUGUCAGCAUAGCUGCCUUAACCCGUGUCAUCCGGGCGAGUGCCCUCCUUGCAAGCAAAUGCUCAGGAUCAAAUGCCACUGCGGCCUAAACCAGCCUUAUAUCAAGUGCAGCGAUUGGCUGGAUUUGGUUAAAAGGGAGGAGUUGCAGAGUUGCGGCAAUCAGUGUCCUAAAAAUUACGCUUGCGGUCACCGGUGCAAAGCAAACUGUCAUUCCGGCAAAUGUCCCAAUUCCGACUCGUGUAAGAAGAAGCUGAAAGUAACUUGUAAGUGCAAGAGGAUAAAGAAGGAAUUUUCAUGCGAGAGCGUGCGCAGAGGUGUCGCCACAAUCGACUGCGACGACGGAUGCGCGCAAAAACAAAAAGAAGAACAGCAAAAGCAGGACGAGUUAGAUAAAGUGCGGAAACUGCAAGAAGAGAUUAAGAACCAAAGGGAAUUAGAGAAGUACGAGAAGAUCUUUGCUGGCAAGAGGAAAACGAAGGAGAGGAAGAAACACGAGGAAAAUGAAGAGAAGACGCUUUUUCGAAAAUACUGGAUGCUGGUUUUGUCGAGUUUUUUGGUUGUUGCGUCAGUGGCUGUUUAUCAGGUUGUUGGCUAGAAGUUUGUAUAUCUAUGUAGGGUCCAUUUGAGGUAUUCUUUUUGGGUAUAGGGGAGUUAAGAUAGUGUUGAGAUCUUGCAACAAUAAAGUUUGAUUAGAAAAAAAAUGUUGUUCUG
This is a messenger RNA of Cylas formicarius (sweet potato weevil), 3341 nucleotides long. RefSeq names its product NF-X1-type zinc finger protein NFXL1. Gene Ontology annotation, cellular component: nucleus. Bases 646 to 3225 code for a protein of 859 amino acids. The transcript is spliced from 12 exons. NCBI's taxonomy places the organism in Eukaryota, Metazoa, Arthropoda, Insecta, Coleoptera, Brentidae. The record is from RefSeq and is a predicted model, not a curated record. Gene Ontology annotation, biological process: regulation of DNA-templated transcription. Gene Ontology annotation, molecular function: DNA-binding transcription factor activity, RNA polymerase II-specific; RNA polymerase II transcription regulatory region sequence-specific DNA binding; zinc ion binding.